AUGGCCAAUCCAAAGGCUGUUUUAAAAUUUUAUCAGCAUUCUCUGAGUUUAGCAUUUGCUGUGAAACAGAUCAACUCAAAUCCAAAACUCUUAUCAAAUGUUACCCUGGGAUUUUUCAUCUGCGACAACUAUUUUGAUGCCCGGCUGACUUACCAUUCCACUUUGGAAUUGCUAUUCCGAUCAGAUCAGUUGUUUGCCAACUACAAAUGUGACAUCAAGGAGAAUCUCGUUGUGGCCAUUAUUGGAGGAUUUGGUGCUGAUAUCUCAUUCUUCAUGUCUAAUAUCUUAAGCCUUUAUAAAAUCUCACAGCUCGCUUAUGGCUCAUUUGCUCCCAAGAAACAUGGAACAAAGACGUCUACUUCCUUUUACCGCAUGGCUCCCAAUGAAUCCCUUCAGAUUGCAGGGAUUAUUCAUUUGCUGAAGCACUUUGGAUGGACGUGGAUUGGCCUUUUAAUUCUGGAUGAUGACAGUGGAGACAAUUUUCUCCAAGCCCUGGACCCACUUCUUUCUGAGAACAAGAUCUGCUAUGCUUUUGUGGAGAGGUUUCCCAAGCAAUCAUUUUUUUCUAUGUUUCAAGGUGAGAUAGUGCAGUCUAUAAAUAUUUAUUUGAAUGACCUCAAAGUCAACACAUUCAUUUUCAAUGGGGAAAGCAUCACAGCAAUGCUUCUGUUUCUGUUCAUGAGAUAUAUCGAGAACAGCCGUGGAAAAAUGUGGAUUUUGACUGCUCAGAUGGAUUUAACUUUAACCAGUCUCCAUCGGCCCUCAGAUUUGCAAAUGUUUGAUGGAGCGAUUUCCUUUGCUAUUCACUCUAGUGAACUGCCAGGGUUCGACGCAUUCCUCUGGGCCUUCAAACCAUUACAGAUGAAACAAGCUAGGCUGUUCAAAGAAUUCUGGGAACAGAGCUUUGAUUGUAUUUUUUCAGAGAACAAUCAACCAGUGGAAAGUGGUGAAGCAUGCACUGGGAUGGAAGAGCCCAAAAAUCUUCCUGGGUAUUUAUUUGAAAUGACCGGCCACAGCUACAGUAUCUACAAUGCAGUCUAUGCGGUGGCACAUGCUGUUCAUGGCAUGAACUUACAUAAGUCUAAAUACAAAAGAGUAACAGAAAGUAGAAUGGAUGAACUUCAAGAUCAAGACAUCUGGAAGGUCUUGCCUCAUUCAUUGUGUAAUAAUCCCUGUCCUGCUGGCUAUCAGAAGAAAAAGAAAGAAGGAGAGAAAUUUUGCUGCUAUGACUGUGAUCCAUGUUCAGAUGGGAAGAUGUCAAAUACAUUGGACACAAUUGCCUGUUCUGAAUGUCCAGAAGAUCAAUUUCCAAGUAAGGACAAAGUUCAAUGCAUCCACAAAUCAAUAAUAUUUCUAACUUUUGAAGAACCUUUAGGGAUCAGCUUAAUUGUGAUUACUACUUUAUUUUCAAUCAUUACCAUGUUAAUACUUGGAAUAUUUAUCAAGUAUAAAGACACUCCUGUUGUUAAAGCUAACAACAAGGACCUCACCUACACUCUCCUAAUCUCCCUUCUGCUUUGCUUCCUCUGCUCUUUUCUUUUCCUUGGAAAAGCUUCACAACUGAUUUGCAUCCUCAGACAAACUGUCUUUGGGUUUAUCUUCUCAGUGGCCAUUUCUUCUGUGUUGGCCAAAACCAUCAUGGUCAUUGCUGCAUUCAUGGCCACCAAACCAGGUUCCGGCAUGAGAAAAUGGUUGGGGAAAAAACUGUCCAUCUUAAUUGUUCUUUUCUGCUCCUUCAUUCAAGCAAAUAUUUGUUUGGCGUGGAUGAUCACUUCUCCCCCCUUUCCAGAACUUAACAUGCAAUCCAAGACUGAAGAGAUCAUAGCAGAAUGUAAUGAAGGGUCUGUUGUGAUGUUUUAUCUUGUCUUGGGCUAUAUGGGGUUUCUGUCUUUAGUCAGCUUUGUGGUGGCUUUCCUAGCUAGGAACCUGCCAGACACAUUCAAUGAAGCCAAGUUCAUCACUUUUAGCAUGUUGAUGUUUUGCAGUGUUUGGUUGUCUUUUGUUCCAACAUAUUUGAGCACCAAAGGAAAGUAUAUGGUAGCUGUGGAGAUCUUCUCCAUCUUAGCUUCCAGUGCUGGGUUAUUGGGGUGUAUCUUUUUCCCCAAAUGCUACAUUAUUUUGCUGAGGCCUGAGCUGAACAGCAAAGAACAACUUGUAAAAAGAAAGCAUUUCUGA
Pseudonaja textilis is the source of this 2175-nucleotide messenger RNA. Its product is annotated as vomeronasal type-2 receptor 26-like. Gene Ontology annotation, cellular component: plasma membrane. Gene Ontology annotation, molecular function: G protein-coupled receptor activity. Gene Ontology annotation, biological process: G protein-coupled receptor signaling pathway. The record is from RefSeq and is a predicted model, not a curated record. NCBI's taxonomy places the organism in Eukaryota, Metazoa, Chordata, Lepidosauria, Squamata, Elapidae.